AUGCGAAAAGAGAAUGGAUCCACAUAUAUAUACCCCAACAAUAUACAACCCGGCUGGACCGAGCUUAAAGUGGGUGUGCUAAUGCCCUUUCAUCAGCAAGGAAAUAAUUAUACCCGAGAGUUGACAUUGACAGGUACCUCGGCCAUUCGUAUGGCUGCUGAGGAAAUCAAUGCCAAACAAUUAAUACCCGGUGCCUACAUCACCUUGGUGGAGCGCGACUCUUUUCCAAAGCAAGUCCAAGGUCAAGAAGGUAUCACCCAAGCUGUAUUCGCCGCCGUCUCUCUCAUUCAAGAAGGUGUCAUUGGCGUCAUUGGAGACAUUUCUUCGUCAUGGACUUCGUUGUCUGCGCUCAUGACAAGCACCCUUCGCAUUCCUCAAUGUUCCUUCAGUGCAGCUGCAACUUCGUUAUCGGAUAAGACUCAAUACAGUUACUUCUUUCGCACUAUACCAACCAAGCUGUUGUAUGCUGAUGCCGCGAUUUCCUUCCUUGUGAGCCAAGGUUGGCCGACGCUUGGUAUCCUCUAUACGAAUGACGACUCUGGGCAGCAGUUAUCCGAAUCAUUGGUCAUGAAAUCGAAAGCAAAGGGGAUCCACGUCAAGGCAUAUCAAAAGUUUUAUGAGGAUGGUCCACAAAGCGAUAUCCAAGGGCCUAUCAACACAUUGAUGAAUGAUGGCAUCAAGAUUGUCUUUGUGGCGGCUGAAGGAGACGCACAAGUGGCAGCUUUGACCGUUGCAGCUAAUCUCGGCCAUAUCAACAACAGCACUGUUUGGUUGACUACCGGUACCAUAGCACAAUCGCUCGCUUCGGCAACACGCCAAUUCAAUGAUGCGAUACAGAAAAGAAAAGAGAGCGAGCAACAACAAGAACAACAACAACAAGGCACGACACUAUCAUCCACGGCUUAUAAUGUCACAGCAGACACAUCCAACGCUAUUUUAUAUGCAGCUGCAACCGCCAAGAACUUGGAGCCCAUUGAUUUUGAAAAGACGUAUGCUGGAGGCUUGUUUUCGUUUGAAUCAACACUUGAUCUGAAAGGGUACCCACCUUACGAGUCAUUUCUCGAUCGAUGGUCACAGCUCGAUCCAACCAUAUAUCCCUAUGCUGGACGACAUGUGCUGACAAGGAAUGAAGGGCUUGCCUAUUCAUGUAUGAUGGUGAUGGCAUAUGGGUUUAAUCAGACAAUCAACAACUCUACGGAUCCAACAACAGCUCUGAAAUCCCUGGCAUCAGGCAAACUUGGUCAAUACUUGAAGCCAAACACGUUCAACACUAGCUUUGUUGGCCCAGCUGGACCCGUUUUAUUCGAUCAAAAUGGGGAUGUGAUGACUGGCAAUUUUCGUGUGCACAACAUCCAACAAGGCAAUCAGGUGCAGAUCGGCAGUAUUACAGCGGGGGAUUUGACAUUGACAUCGGCACCCAUGUACCAUGAUGGAACAAGCACACCUCCCCAAGGAAUGCCCACUCGAGUGAAUCUCAAUCCUGGUUAUGGCUCGCCGACAUCCAUUGCUAUUGGUGCAAUUGCUGCAUUCGGUGCCUUGGUAGCGCUCAUUAUCAUGGCCAUUGUCAUUUUGUACAGAAAACGUGAAGUAUUCAAAGCUGCCAGCCCCCUAUUUUGUGUUUUGGAGCUACUUGGAUUUACGUUGAUGUAUACAGCCAUCAUAUGCUACACAGCCAAGCGAAGCGUGAGCGAUUGUAUCAUGAUCCCUAUCACAGUUCAUAUUGGAUUCACAUUGGUGCUUUCGAACCUGAUCGCCAAGAAUUAUCGGAUUUAUCGAAUCUUCAACAAUGUCUUCAUCACAAAGACCGUCGUCACUGAUUUUCAUUUGCUCAAAGUGUCCGGCAGCAUCUUGUUCAUUGUGUCGUCUCUUUUAGUGGCCUGGCUUUCUACGAGCAAGAUAAUUACCAUCGAAGUGCCAUUAUCACGUACCACCUAUUAUGUGCAAUGCUCAUAUCAAGGAUCUGCGAGCUCCGUUUUCACCACAAUCCUUACUGUGGUGGCUGGUAUCCAGCUCCUAUUUGCGACAUUUUUGGCGAUCAAGACGAGGACGGUUGGAAAGCGAUACUCCAAAUACAGCGAAUACAGGCAAAUUGGUAUCUCAGUAUACAACAUUUUCUUUUCAGCAUUGAUCGGCUUUGUCAUUUACUCAGUACCCACCACCGAUUACUAUACACGCCACUACCUGACAGCAACCACCGUAUUAUGGGCAACCACUUUUUCAAUGAUCGUACUCUUCUUUCCCAAGCUCCUCUUGUUUUUCAAAAAGGGCCAGCAAUAUGAUGCAUCUGCCAACGCAGGAGGUAGACGACCCGAUGUUUCAGGACGAUUACGACCCAUGGCAGAUCGCCUAUCCAAUCCUCGUCAAAUAGGGGGUGGUGGUGGACCUCCUGGUGCUGAAGAAACCUUUACCAAGAACCGAGAAUUGAUCAGUAUCAAUCGGAUGCUUGCAAGUCCCAACCCAUUGGGAUCAACGUUUAUGCCAGGAAGGAAGAACUCCGUGGUGCCUCAUCACUUGUCCAAUAAUGAUUCCAUUUUGGAAGCCCACGAGGGCCGUAUGCCAGUUCAAGUUGUUUUUCGAUAUUUUCCAUUACUCGGUGCUUGGGAUAUGAAGCAUGUGUUUCUUUUUCCACGUGUGGGAUACUUUUCAUUUUACUCGGAAAAGUCUAACAAGGGCGAAGUGCUUGGGUAUUAUCGGGCAUCGGUGGUAUCUAAUAAGGAGGAUGCAUACAUUUUCAAGGUCCAUGGUCGUGGCAUGUAUGAUGUCCUUCUUCAAGUGGGUAGCCAGCAAGAAUUGGAGCAAUGGUGUGGAUGGUUCAAUUACCAGAAUGGUUCGGCCAAUAAUUGGAUGUUCCAACAACAACAAAGCGUCUCCACCAAUACAUGCGUGACGACACAAGCAUCCAAUACAAGCACUGCUGAUGGAAGCACCAUGGUCGGUGGAAGCAACAAGAACUUUAAGGAUUUCAACUUGGAGCAACAAAGCGGCUCGUCUCAACAAAAUCUGUUUUCUUUGGAGGAAGGAGAAGAGAGUGGAAUCACCCUUGACAGUUGUAUGAAUGCGCCCAUUGUAUCAGAAUCAAUAGCACCCUAUCGAACUUCCAAUCAUUUCCAUCAUCGCCAUAUUCCUUCAAGAGAGGAUGAAGAGUUUGAGGAUAUUGGAUUGCAGGAAUUGCCACCGAGGAGAAGAUAG
This is a messenger RNA of Lichtheimia ornata, 3189 nucleotides long. RefSeq lists its product as uncharacterized. Lineage: Eukaryota; Fungi; Mucoromycota; Mucoromycetes; Mucorales; Lichtheimiaceae. The transcript is spliced from 14 exons. Bases 1 to 3189 code for a protein of 1062 amino acids. Gene Ontology annotation, molecular function: G protein-coupled GABA receptor activity. Gene Ontology annotation, biological process: G protein-coupled receptor signaling pathway; gamma-aminobutyric acid signaling pathway. The record is from RefSeq and is a predicted model, not a curated record. Gene Ontology annotation, cellular component: G protein-coupled receptor heterodimeric complex; membrane.